Molecule: messenger RNA, 1422 nt
Organism: Darwinula stevensoni
Lineage: Eukaryota; Metazoa; Arthropoda; Ostracoda; Podocopida; Darwinulidae
Source: the annotation of a GenBank genome assembly
GAAAUCAGAAACCAGCUCUGCACGUGAUCCCGAAAGCUCCUCGAAACGAACUCGAUGACGGACGUUACCGAAGACAAAACGUGGGACAAAACGAUAUAAAAGGGGACUCGCGAAGGAACAGGUUCUGAGUCUCGUUCCUGGACCGAGAGGAUGAAGAUGGCGAUCCAAGUCGGCUUCCGUUGCUUCAGCGUCUGGGGCAAGCACCGCCUCUCCUCCGCGGCCUUGUGCGUCAGGAAGUUGGCCACCGCCCUCCCCGAACGCGAGGCCGAUCUUGUGCGAAUCGACCGGGAGAAGAAGGCAGUGGAAGUAUGCACGGGGUCCGGGGACAGACUGACCCUCCCGUGGAUCUGGCUGAGAGACCACUGCCGAUCCCCCGCGUCCUACAACCACCGCACGUUCCAAAGGAAGCAGGAUCUGCUCGCCAUCCCCCUUCACAUUGAGCCCACGAAUGCCCGUGUGGAGGACGACAAACUCCUCGUCCAGUGGGAAGACGGCCACGAGUCUCAGAGCACGAUGGAAUGGCUGGCGAAGAACAGCCCCGGCAAGGGCAGGACACUCCGCGCCGCUGUCUACGAGAAACGAGUUCCCUGGAGCCAAGGCCAGCAGCUCCAAGAGCUUCCCUGGGCGCGCGUCCCCUUCUCUCGACUCAUUCAUCCACAGACGCAGAUGGAGUCGGCGAAGGAAAUGCUGGAGUCGCUGUGGGUGUACGGCGUGGCCGCGGCAAUGGACGUGCCCCCGACGCUGGAGGAGACCCGCAAGGCGAUCGAGGCCGUGGUUCCCAUCAUGAACACAACUUUCGGGGACAUCUACGCUUUCGAGGCCAACCUGGAGCGAGCGGACACUGCCUACACCAACGAGUUCAUCGGGCCUCACCACGACAACACCUAUUGGACUCAGGCGUCCGGGCUGGAGAUCUUCCAUGGUCAGUUUCACAAUGGGUCAGGAGGAGAAACCAUGCUAGUGGAUGGACUGGCUGUGGCCAACCACAUGAGGGACAUGCAUCCAGAGGCGUAUCAUAUCCUCUCCUCCAUCCCACUUCCAGCAGAGUUCCGUGAGGAGGAAGGUGGUCAGAAAAAAAAUCAUUUCACCAAUCUGGACCUCACCUUCAAGCAUGAUCCUGUCACAGGGCACCUCAUGCAGUUUCGCUACAACCCAUAUGACCGAGCUGAGAUGUCAACUCUCCCAGUUGAAAAGGUGUACGAGGUCUACUCAGCAUACCAGACACUAGGACGUACCAUCUUGGAACCAUCACGCACAUUCCAGCUCAAGCUCAGGCCAGGGAUGACAAUGUUUAUCGACAACUUUAGGGUCUUGCAUGCAAGAAGAGCCUUUGAUGGACAUAUCCUGGAAACAGUCCAGGUCCACAGUCAAUACUCACUUCCGGAGAUCCAGCACAAACACCUGGAACAGGACAUGGAAUGA